GAGGAAGAAGAGAAAAAGAAGAAAUAUUAUUGAAAAAAAUUCUUCGUUUUCUUGACUGGGCUUCCCCCACACCCCUAAAAAUAACAUUGGAAAAUUGGGAGAAGUUUCCUUGGUUUGGAAAAAAAAAAAAGGACUCUACAACCUAGCUCACUUUCUUAUCCGGACUGGGAUAUUAAAUAUACGACACAUCCAGGAGUUUAUUGGAGCGCAGACUGAUGGCGCAAAGGUACGAUGAGCUGCCCCAUUACGGCGGGAUGGACGGAGUAGGGGUUCCCGCUUCCAUGUACGGAGACCCUCACGCGCCGCGGCCGAUUCCCCCGGUUCACCACCUAAACCACGGGCCGCCACUCCACGCCACGCAGCACUACGGCGCGCACGCCCCGCACCCCAAUGUCAUGCCAGCCAGCAUGGGAUCUGCUGUCAACGACGCCUUGAAGAGAGACAAGGACGCGAUCUAUGGGCACCCGCUGUUUCCUCUGUUAGCGCUGGUCUUUGAGAAGUGUGAGCUGGCGACCUGCACUCCCCGGGAACCCGGAGUGGCUGGCGGAGACGUCUGUUCCUCUGACUCCUUCAACGAGGACAUCGCGGUCUUCGCCAAGCAGGUUCGCGCCGAAAAGCCCCUUUUUUCCUCAAACCCAGAGUUGGAUAAUUUGAUGAUACAAGCAAUACAAGUUCUAAGGUUUCACCUGCUGGAGUUAGAAAAGGUCCACGAACUGUGUGAUAACUUCUGCCACCGGUACAUUAGCUGUUUGAAGGGGAAAAUGCCCAUUGACCUCGUGAUUGACGAGAGAGAUGGAAGCUCCAAGUCAGAUCAUGAAGAACUUUCAGGCUCCUCCACAAAUCUCGCCGACCACAACCCUUCAUCCUGGCGAGACCAUGAUGAUGCAACCUCAACUCACUCAGCGGGCACCCCGGGACCCUCCAGUGGGGGCCAUGCUUCCCAGAGUGGAGACAACAGCAGUGAGCAAGGCGAUGGGUUAGACAACAGUGUAGCUUCACCUGGCACAGGUGACGACGACGAUCCAGACAAGGACAAAAAACGCCAGAAGAAAAGAGGCAUAUUCCCCAAAGUCGCGACAAACAUCAUGAGAGCAUGGCUCUUCCAGCAUCUCACACACCCGUACCCUUCCGAAGAGCAGAAGAAACAGUUAGCGCAAGACACAGGACUGACAAUUCUGCAAGUAAACAAUUGGUUUAUUAAUGCCAGGAGAAGAAUUGUACAGCCCAUGAUUGACCAGUCAAAUCGAGCAGGUUUUCUUCUUGAUCCUUCAGUGAGCCAAGGAGCAGCGUAUAGUCCAGAGGGUCAGCCUAUGGGGAGCUUUGUAUUGGAUGGCCAGCAACACAUGGGCAUCCGGCCUGCAGGUUUGCAGAGCAUGCCGGGGGACUAUGUUUCUCAGGGUGGCCCAAUGGGAAUGAGUAUGGCACAGCCAAGUUACACUCCUCCCCAGAUGACCCCACACCCUACUCAGUUAAGACACGGACCCCCAAUGCAUUCGUAUUUGCCAAGCCAUCCCCACCAUCCAGCCAUGAUGAUGCACGGAGGACCCCCCACCCACCCUGGAAUGACUAUGUCAGCACAGAGCCCCACAAUGUUAAAUUCUGUAGAUCCCAAUGUUGGCGGACAGGUUAUGGACAUUCAUGCCCAAUAGUAUAAGGGAACUCAAGGAAAAAAGGAAACACACGCAAAAACUAUUUUAAGACUCUCUGAACUUUGACCAGAUGUGACAAUUAAUAUGAAACUCCAGACAGCUGUGAUUAUUUUUUACUUUUGUCAUUUUUCAUCAAGCAACAGAGGACCAAUGGGACAAGAACACAAAUGUGAAAUGAUGGGCUCACUGAGACAACUUUGUCCAUGCAAAGAUCCUCUGGAGAAAGACUCCAAGAGUUAUAACUACUGUAGCAUAAACAUAGGGACUAAGUUAAACUUGUACAUUUCUGUUGAUCACUCCGUUAUGUUGCCUCAAAUAGUUUUAGAAGAGAAAAAAAAAUAUAUCCUUGUUUUCCACACUAUGUGUGUUGUUCCCAAAAGAAUGACUGUCUUGGUUCAUCAGUGAAUUCACUAUCCAGAAGAGACUGUGGUAUAUUUUAAGCCUGUUGGGCCAAUGAGAAAAGAACCACGCUGGGGACCGCGAUGGACACUUGGCUGAACCUCAUCACUCCAACUCCAGCGGCUAGAAUGUGUUUUCAUGCCCAGCCUUUGUUCCCCAUCAAUGUGUCCUUUAGUUUCAAACAGAUCUUUAUAGUUUGUGCUUCAUAAGCCAAUUCUUAUUAUGAUUUUGGGGGACUGUUCUUCAAAGAGCUUGCCAAUGAAGAUUUAGAGACAGAGCGAAGGCUACUUCAAGUUCUGAGCCUUGGCUGUGGACAAAAUAAUCUUAAUUUGGGCAGCUUUUCUCAACACACACACACACACACACACACACACACACACACACACACAGAGUUAUUCAUGGUCACCGCACCAUAAGUAGGAUUCUAUCAGGAACUCAAAGCUUUGGGGAUAAAAAGGAGCAAGAGAAUACUGUAACAAACUUCGUACAGAGUUCGGUCUUUUAAUUGUUUCAUGUUAGAUAUUCUAUGUGUUUACCUCAAUUGAAAAAAAAAAAAAAGAAUGUUUUUGCUAGUAUCAGAUCUGCUGUGGAAUUGGUAUUGUAUGUCCAUGGGAUCCUCUUUUCUCAGCACGUGUUCCUCACUAGAAGAAAAUGCUGUUACCUUUAAGCUUUGUCAAAUUUACAUUAAAAUACUUGUAUGAGGACUGUGACGUUAUGUUAAAAAAAAAAGGUGUUAAGUCACAAAAUGCGGUAAUAAAUAUUUCAUUUUUGAUUUUUUGUUAGGCUUUGGUUGCUUUUUUAAUGGUUUGAAGGUUGUAGGAUGCCAGCUACUGUGCACUGACGAAAGUAGGUGAUGGUUUCCCAUCCCUGACUCUAAGGAAGUUGAGCAUAUUUAAGAUGUAAUUUACCAACACUUCUAAAAAUUAUCAUCUGUAGCUUUUCAUUAUGUGUUUGGACUCUUAGGUUUCAUCAGCAGAAAACUUCCAAAGGUAUGAAAUUGUGUGCAUUAUAACCAGCUUGAAAAAGUACAUUCAGAAUGCCCUUAUAUAUAGCUGCAUGAUGUUUUUAAAAGUAAUUUCAGAUAAAGCUUUUGCCUAUGCACCCACCACUAGAAUAAAGGGUUUACUCUGAGUUAAUUUUAUAUUGUAAGAAAUAAUGUGUGCUCAAACAUGAUUUAUCUGUGUUUCUUUCAUGUUACUCAAAUAGUAUUGACUACGUAAAAUAAGGCUU
Molecule: messenger RNA, 3278 nt
Organism: Acomys russatus (golden spiny mouse)
Lineage: Eukaryota; Metazoa; Chordata; Mammalia; Rodentia; Muridae
Gene: Meis2
Product: Meis homeobox 2
Exons: 12
Coding region: 216-1649 (477 amino acids)
Biological process (GO): eye development; brain development; positive regulation of transcription by RNA polymerase II
Molecular function (GO): DNA-binding transcription activator activity, RNA polymerase II-specific; RNA polymerase II cis-regulatory region sequence-specific DNA binding
Source: RefSeq, a predicted model, not a curated record